This is a messenger RNA of Vidua macroura (Pin-tailed whydah), 7668 nucleotides long. RefSeq names its product fibroblast growth factor receptor substrate 2 (gene FRS2). The record is from RefSeq and is a predicted model, not a curated record. The coding region runs from base 209 to 1732 and encodes 507 amino acids. Gene Ontology annotation, biological process: cell surface receptor protein tyrosine kinase signaling pathway. The transcript is spliced from 8 exons. Gene Ontology annotation, cellular component: cytoplasm; cell-cell junction. NCBI's taxonomy places the organism in Eukaryota, Metazoa, Chordata, Aves, Passeriformes, Viduidae.
GUGGAGUCCCCCCGGCUCCGGAGCAGCCCCUUGCCUGGCCUGCUCCCGCGGGAGCCGGGCUGGGACGUCCCCCGCGUUCUAGGUCCAAUGAUUAGUUCUGUAACAAGACAGCAUGACACUUUGAGUAUGACAGAAGCCCUGAUGCUGCAGCAGAGGCUGGGAAUAUUAAUGGCCAAAUCUAGAGAUCAGAUGGUCUUCUAAAGAAGUCAUGGGUAGCUGUUGUAGCUGUCCAGAUAAAGAAACUGUCCCAGAUAACCACCGAAACAAAUUUAAGGUUAUUAAUGUGGAUGAUGAUGGUAAUGAACUGGGUUCUGGCAUAAUGGAACUUACAGAUACAGAACUAGUUUUGUACACCCGUAAAAGGGACUCUGUAAAAUGGCACUACCUCUGUCUCCGUCGCUAUGGCUAUGACUCAAAUCUUUUCUCUUUUGAAAGUGGUCGAAGGUGUCAAACUGGACAAGGAAUCUUUGCCUUUAAGUGCGCCCGGGCAGAAGAGCUGUUUAACAUGUUACAAGAGAUAAUGCAGAAUAAUAGCAUAAAUGUGGUAGAAGAACCAGUAGUAGAAAGGAAUAAUCAUCAAACUGAGUUGGAAGUACCAAGAACCCCUCGAACACCUACCACUCCUGGAUUCAAUGCACAAAGUUUACCCAACGGCUACCCCAGAUACCCAUCUUUUGGAGAUGCUUCAUCACACCCUUCCAGCAGACAUCCUUCUGUUGGCAGUGCACGCCUCCCCUCUGUCGGUGAAGAAUCAACACAUCCUUUACUUGUAGCAGAGGAGCAAGUGCAUACUUACGUAAACACUACUGGAGUACAAGAGGAAAGAAAAAAUCGAUCAAGUGUGCAUGUGCCACUGGAAUCAAAGCUUUCAAACACUGAAACAACUAAAGUGAAAGAAGACCAGAUGUGUACUGAUGACAGAGAUGCUCAGGUUCUCCUGGAGCCUGAAGGAGUGAAGUUUGUUUUAGGACCAACACCUGUUCAAAGGCAGUUAAUGGAAAGAGAGAAACUGGAACAACUUGGGAGAGAUCAAGUUAGCGGCAGCAGUACAAACAACACUGAAUGGGACACUGGGUAUGACAGUGAUGAACGUAGAGAGACACCAUCUGGUAAUAAAUUGGUGUAUGAAAAUAUAAAUAGGUUAUCAAUCCCUAGUGCCUCAGGGGUCAGGAGAGGUCGCUUGACAUCAACCAGUACCUCAGACACCCAGAACAUUAACAACUCUGCUCAGAGGAGAACUGCGCUGCUGAACUACGAGAACUUGCCAUCCUUGCCUCCUGUUUGGGAAGCCCGGAAGCUGAGCAGAGAUGAAGAUGACAGUUUAGGACCAAAGACCCCGUCUCUGAAUGGCUACCACAAUAACCUAGAUCUAAUGCAUAACUAUGUCAAUACAGAGAAUGUAACAGUACCAGCAAGUGCUCAUAAAGUAGAAUUACGACGUCGGGACUGUACCCCAACGGUCUUUAACUUUGACAUUAGGCGUCCAAGUUUGGAACACAGGCAGCUCAACUAUAUACAGGUUGACUUGGAAGGUGGCAGUGACUCUGACAACCCUCAGACUCCAAAAACCCCCACCACUCCACUUCCGCAAACUCCAACCAGGCGCACAGAGCUGUAUGCUGUGAUAGACAUUGAAAGAACUGCUGCUAUGUCAAGCUUGCAAAAAGCACUGCCCCGAGAUGAUGGUACUUCUAGGAAAACUAGACAUAACAGUACUGACCUGCCUAUGUGAGCCUGGGGAGCAUUGAAUCAUUUGCACCUUUUGUGAAGUUUAUAAAAUUGAAGAUGCAAGUACUUUGCAUUUCUUAACACUAACGCCUUUUAUAGACUAAUAGAACUUUUUCUGCAUACUUCAUGUACUUGUCUUACUAAAGGGAAUUAAUGUAGAGCAAGUAUUCAUUUUAGGUAACACUAUUUCAUUCUACAGUAGAAGUAAUUACUGCAUAGCAGCAUCGCCACCUUUCACAGUGCCUCUUUAAUUGAUUAGAGUCUGAGUGACAUGCCAGUUUUGAAUUUAUAAAUAUUCUGGUCUGGUGCCUAUACUCAUUAAUGGCAUUUAUAAUACUUUUUAAAGCCUCUUGAUAUGUGCAUUAUUAGCAGGUAAAUCUAAUCUUUCAAUAUACAUAUCUGAUGUUCAUUCCUCGUUGAAGUGGUUCCUCCAGAAUGAAUUGUGUGUAAUGUGUUAAUUCACUCAGUUUGACAUGCACAAGAUAUAUUGGUUCAUCUCCAGGAAUAUAAACACCACACCUUUUUUGUCUGUGGGCAAGAAGGCCUCUAAUUCCUGACAGUUUUCUUAACUUGUGUGGUAUUUGAGAGGUCCCACUAAUGGUUGUUGAUCGGAGCUAUAAACACAUCAAAAACCAACCUUAAGCUCCUUCUGUUGGAAUAGAAUUCCAAGUGACAUAUCAAAUUCCCUCUGAAAUCUGACAGAAUUUUUAUCUCGUUAAGAGUUUUGGGGUUUUUUGUGAAGGAAUUCACAGGUGGGCUGUAUGAAUUAAGGCUCUCUUGUCAUUUCUUAGUUCAGUGUGCUUUUUCUUUGUGUUUUGUGUUUCCUUUUUAUUUGUUUCAUAAUGUCUUGUUCUAAAAGUCAAAAUUUUGUACAUAGCUUUAAUUGUUUAGGAUCAUCUAUGUAUUUGUCUUACUCUCUGCAUUUGACAAAGCAAGACUCUUGAAGGUCAAAUGGUUGUCUUCGUCCAGUGUUUUACUUUUUUAUGCCUGACAGAAAUAUCCCAGCUCUCCAGCAGCUUGCAUUAUUGCACAACUGGAAAGGUUUAUUAUGCAGUUAUUGUCUUCCUCUAAAGCGUCAAACACAGGUUACAUGGGAGGCAGGGUACUGGACUUGAUAGUUCUUUAUAGGAAGUUGUACGUUCUAGCAAUGUGCAUCCAUAGGUGAUAGUGUACUUUAAUUUAAAAAGAUAUGUAGUAAAUUAUCUGAAGGUAGUAUUAUCUAUGAGCAUACUUGUUUUCCUUUUGCAGUUGGUGAAUUUGCUUACAAUGAUGGCUGCUCAGUGUUCCAGGUACAUCCAGGUAGAAUGUUCUUGGUUGAAUAUGCCAGAGGUGCCCUUAGACUUUUUUUUUUUCUGUAUUGUUUAUUAAUACUCUGAAUAAUCUUAGAAUUCUGGCAGUAUUGCAGGUGCACCUUGGUACUAGCAGCAGAAGAGAUUGCUCUUGAGCCUGUGAUUGCAAAGGAACUGACACUUGUGUGAACUGGUAUGAUGGAAAAUAACCCUUGAACUGUGAGGAAAAACAUGCAAGAAAAGCCAUUUGGAGAUCUGAAAAAGCAUUAAGGGCCUCCAUGCAAUAUUUGAAUUGAAGUUUUAUAAAAAACCAAACUACAAUUAUUUUCUGUCUUUUAAAUUGGUGUGUAUUUCUGUUCCUACAACUUUUUUCUUUGGUCUUCUCACACUUAGUAGUGGCAGCAGUAGUAGCAGCACCUGAAAUAUAUGUCUCUUGCCAUACCAUUGGGUGGCAUCAGGCCACCUUUUCACUCCGGCUUUCAUUAUUCUUUAUAGACUGUAUGGUACUGUAUGAAAUACCAGAUGGACAAAGAACAUAAUUUGCUGAAGUAAAAGAUGGGAGUCAUUGAGACCAUUGUGAGGAACUUAAAAGAGAUUUUUUAUAAAAAAAACUUUAUUAUUUCAUGGUCAGCUUCUACAUACUCUUGUGAUAGACUUGCUGACUUGUGAGGAGACCUUGGUACUCAAGAAGGUAAAGGCUACCUAGAGCUAGGCAUUUUAAAGGCUGUAGCCAGGUGGGUGUUGGUCUCUUCUCCCAGUCAGCCAGCAACAGGACAAGAGGACAUAAGCUUAAGCUGUGCCAGGUAGAUGUUAGCAAGAAAUUCUUUACAGAAAGGCUGAUUAGACUGUGCUGCCCAGGGAGGUGGUGGAGUCACUGUCCCUGGAGGUGUUCAAGGAAAGACUGGACAUGGCAGUUGGUGCCAUGGUCUUGUUGACAAGGUGGUGUUCAGUCAUAGGUUGUCUUCAGUGAUCUCAGAGGUCUUUUCCAAGCCUACUGAUUCUGUGAUUCUGUAACUGCUCCCUCACAUCUUCGCCAUUGCCUCACCAAAUGGACCUUCUCGUCUGUACUGAAGAGAAAUUACCAUGUAUUGCAAAAUACUUACUGGGUUAAUAAUACUGGUGAUUCUUGUUCUUAGCAUAUAGCUCACUUAAAUUUGUGAGUUGCAUGUGUUUUGAGGCAAACCUGUUUGAUCUAGCUAGCUGCUUAGCAAUAUAUGGUCCUCAUCUGUAUAGUUUGGACUAAUUAAAUGGACCCUUAAAACACACCUGUGAGGCAGGGAAGUAAUAAUAUUCUUAACUACUAAAUAGGGAAGCAGAGGCUUUGGGUAGAUCAUAAGUGACCUGCUGAAAUUUCAACAACCAGCCAUAUCCCUCCUUAGUUCCAGUGCACUGUCCUAUGCAUAUAUUCUGAAUAGUCUCAGAUAAAAAGAAUGGUCUGAGCAAAUUUUUUACAUUGUUGUAAGUUUCACAAUGUUUUCUUAGCUCUGGUCCCCAGAAUUGAGAACAUACUGAAAUUUCAACUGUCUCUAGCCUUAAUUAUAUUAAGAAGUCUGAUGACAUAUUUUCCAGGACUACUUUUUUAACCUGUUACGUUUCCCAGGUGGGAUAAUGCUUUCUUGUUUUGUGUACGCUGCAAACAUACUGGGUAGUCCCUGUCACCCACACUACUCAUCUUCAACAUUCCUUAUUUUCUGCCCCUUGAAGUAGAUGCAGUUGCAAUGCACUUUACCCUUUGAGACUUGGUAAAUAUUUUUUCAAUUCAGUCUCUUUUAAAGGCUGUGAUGAUAGAUUUAGUGUCUGUAAUCUAGGAUUCAGUUUUCAGCUGAAAUCUCUCCAUGGUAUUUAGAUCAUAUUUAUUUUGGGCCCACAGGUGUAUAGACUGAGAAACUAGAAAUAUGUAACCAUUUCCUUUAGUAAAUGUGGCAUGUUAAGUUUACAUAAACUAGGUCCUAUAAAAAUGGUAGCAUCUCCAUCAAUUCCACUAUUCAUCCAUAAUGUGCAGUCGGUUGCUGCCCUUCAAACACAUUUGACAAGGGGAAACCUUUAACUGUAGGUGUUCCUUUAGUGCAAUGAUUUGGGAAAGACAUACAUUACUGUAUUUUUUAAACAAGGAAACAGAGUUGUUAACACAAAAAAGUGACCAAAAGUACAUAAUAAAGAUUGUGCUAGAAAUAGAGGGAAUGAGAAUUUAUUCCAUUAUUAUAUCAGGAAAAUAAUCUUUUCCUCAAAAUGAUGUCAGAAGGAGGACCAAUUGUUUUAAUUCUUGUGGUGUUUUUUGCUGAAUUCCUAAAACAAUAUUGAAAAAGACCAUUCUGAAAACCAUGACAUUCAUUAGAACAUCCUUUGUUUCCCCCAAUAAGUAUGUUUUGCAUUUAACAGGGGUUCAAUCUGAUGGUGUGCAUUGAAGCACUAUUCCUAUUAAAGUCAGAGCUUUUAUAGCAAAUGAUCUUUAGGAAUUACUUCCUCUUUUGGACAAGAUGAGUGAAUCAUAAGAAAAAAGAGCAGCUUAGCAUCUGCAACUCUGACCAUGUAUACAUUAUUUCUUGUGCUGUGCUGUAAGGUAUGUGAGUAAGUCUGUCAGAGGUCUUAUGAGGAUAUUUUCCUAACACGGUGUUUACUCCAGAUUAACGCAGUAUUUUGUUUGGAAGUAUGUAGGUGUACAGGUAGAAAUAGAAUAUGAGAAAUAAGGUUGAUGAAACAAUUGUUGGACAUUUCUAUAUUUUUAUACAUUAUGAAGGGCAUUUUUUAAAUUUUUCUUGCAGUUUUAGUAAUUAUUUAGUGUGAUAAUAUACAUAUAUUGUGACAAUGUUUUCCGCUAUAUCCAUUACUUUGGUGUAAUUCUAUUUUAUGUAGCAAUUAUGUGUAUAUAGAAAGGAGAUUAUGUAAAAGCUAUGAUUAAAAAAUAGGCUCAAACCCUUCAGAACAGGAACCGUCUUCCUCUGUGUCUACAAAGUACUAAAUGCCUUGGGGUUCCAGCCAGAGCUCCCAUCUGAGACCUGUAGUGACCGAAUUACCAAGUGAGGAGUGUGGGGGAAGCAGCUCCCUACUUUCCAUGAGAAGCCUUAGUAUGAAAGGUGCCGUGAAGCUCACCCUGCCGAUCCCCGGUGCUGGGGCUGUGCAGUGUAUGGCUGUUCCCAGCACCACCUGCCAAGCGACCCAGAGAGCUUAGAGUAUCCUUUGCUCUGGUCCUUCCCCUUGGCAGUAGGAAAGGAAGUCUGACAAGGAGCUUUGGUGUCCUUGGAAAUCUUCCUUGUUAGCGGGGUGACCCUUCCAAAGCUUGUUCGGUCUGCAUGCAGUGUCCUUUGAAGACGAAGAAAUGAUUCCUGUUGGUUUCAAGGGCCACUGGAUGUGCUCCUGAAAGAUCAAGUACUGCUGGCGUAACAGCUCUGUUACACCUGAGGACCUGCUUGGUCAAGUUCUUCAGGAAUGUCUAAAAAGAUGUAAAAAUAUAUUUAAUUACGUGUACUGAAAACCAAAUCCUAUUUGUUGUGGUCAGAGUUCAGAUAAUUAUGGGAGUUUUGAUUUCUUAGUCAUAGUUGCAUAUAUAUUGCUUUAACUGUUGUGUAUGAAAGAGGAAGUGAUUCUAAAAUGUGUGAAAGGUCAGGAUUACACCUGUUUUUUAAUGGUAAUGUUAUUUAGGAAUGGAUGUCAGCAAAUUUAACUCCAUAAUAAUGCAGUUUUUUUUGCAUUGGAAUAUGUGUGUAUCUCAUACACCCACAUUUUAUAUAUAAUAUAUUAUAUAUUUGGUACUAACUUUGUAUUUUGAAAAUUUGCCAAAUCGCAAACACAGAUGUUCUCACUUGUAAGACUUUGGUACUUAAUAACUGAAUGUAUAAGAAAUGCUCUGGUAUGAGAGGAAAGAGUGUUGUAUGGUGUCCCACAGUCCAGAUGGCUCGACCAGCAGGCAUGUUGCCUUUUUCAUGUCUCGCUUCAUUGCAAAAUCACCUUUGGUCUCCUGGAAAGCAGUCUGUGUCCAGCCAAACCGCAGGCCAGCUGCACACCGCACUAGUGUCAAAGCUGACUGGCAGUAGUGAUACAGUAGUCACCAGUGUGCCACAAAUGCAUUUAUUAAAUGCAGAAAUAGACAUUUCUACAAAGGCCAAAAUCUUAUGUUGUAUGUUCCUUUCUUGUCAUUACAUUGUAUCAUAUUGUAAGAUUAUUGUAUGUCCUAAUUUGCAUUAUAAAAUGUUUUUUCCUACUUAAAGGCAUAAAUAUAGCAACUUUGUAUAAAGGUAGCUUUCUAGAUUUUUAUUUCUUUUAUAUAAAAAAGUCUAAACAGUGGGAGUACCAUUGCCAAAUUGUUUAUAAAAUUUCAAGUAAUUUUCCCUCUUCAGUGAAUUUGUUUUUACAAACAUUCCGUAUUUCUUAUACUAUGCAGAAAGAGUGUAUUUUUAUGCCAUUCCACAUUAAUCUUAAAAAAAAUAAUUUCACUUCUUUUAAGCUGUUGUUAUAGAGAAAGCUUACCAAAUGCACAUUUAAAAAAAAUGUGUUAUGUACAUUUUUCCCCUUACCAGUGCCAACUUCAUUUGGAAAAAAAAAAUUGUAGCAUGGCAAUAAACUAUUGAUUUUACAUUAAAAAUUGUCUGUGGAUUACUUCAGUAGUUUGCAGUGUUAGUGUCACUGUAUUGUGUUUUAUUUGUAUAAUCUUUUU